AUGAAUUUACGAGUAAUAAAACUAACAUUAAGUUUUAUAGCAGCACUUUUAAUAUCUUCAGUAUGUGGUACACAAUAUCUUUUCUCCGCGUAUAGCACAACAUUGGCAGAACGAUUAAAUUUUAGUUCUAUUCAAAUAAAUACAAUUGGAAGUGCUGCAAAUUAUGGUGUUUAUCUUGGUAAACCAAUUUUUGGUUAUAUAGCUGAUAAUUUUGGAGGAAGAAGACCAUUUUUUGCUGCUUUUAUUAUAUUCAUUGGAUACUUUUGCCUUGCAAUGACUUAUGAAGGAAAUCUUAGGCCAUCAUUCUUAUUAUGUGCUUUUUACAUGUUUUUAGCAGGAAUGGCGUCAGCUGCAGGUUUAAUGUCAAGUCUCGUAAUAGUCGCAAAAAACAUUACAUCAUUCAGAGGAAUAUCACUCGGGGCACCGAUUGCGUUAUCCGGAUUAUCAGCAGCAAUAUAUUCAGAAAUAAAUAGUUUGUGGUUUAAGAAUGAUAAUUAUCAUUUCUUACUAUUUUUAGCCAUAAGUACAGGAUUAUGUAUAUUUAUUGGAAGUUGGUUUUUAGUCGUAGUACCACCAUCAAUAAAUCAGGAUACUACCGUUGUAACACUCGAAGAAGGAAAUUCAUCUUCUUGUAGCACAAAACAAAAUGAUAAAUUUGAAGAUACACCAUUAUUACAAAAUAAAAUUAACGAAGAAAUUGAUAUUGGUGGAUGGGAUUUUAUUAAUAAUAUUGAUGCAAAAUUAUUAGCAAUAACAAUGUUUUUUUUUUCUGGUGCGGGAUUGAUGUAUAUAAAUAAUGUUGGAACGAUAAUCGAAUCAUUAUAUUCUUCACAUUCUUCUUCUACUUUACCACCAAUUUAUAAAUUACAAAAUACGCACGUAUUCAUUCUAUCUAUUUUCUCUUGUUUAGGAAGAUUAUCCAUCGGAUUUAUAUCGGAUAUGGCAAGAUUAUUAUUUAAAAUACCUAGAUCAUUCUUUUUUAUAUUAUCCGGAGUUUGGAUAUUUUUGGCUCAAUUAUUAAUAUUAUUUUAUGUUGAUGAUUUGGAUAAAUUAUUGAUAGUUACAAUAUUUGUUGGAGUUGGAUUUGGAAAUUUAUAUUCCAUUACUCCUAUAAUCGUUAGUGAAUGGUUUGGAACUAAAAGAUUUGGAUCUAAUUGGGGAAUGAUUGCAUGCAUUCCGGCUUUUGGAGGGCAACUAUUUAAUUUAUUGUUCGGUUAUAAUAAUGAUCAACAUAAAAGGAAUGAAUGUACAGGAACCGAUUGUUAUAUAACAGUCUAUUAUUUUAGUUCAUGCGCCUGUUUAUUAAGUAUUUGCAUUUCAUUAAGUUUAUUUUAUACAAAGAAUAAAAAAUAAAAAGAGGAAAUAUAAAUAAAAUUUUUU
Messenger RNA from Rhizophagus irregularis DAOM 181602=DAOM 197198, 1380 nucleotides. RefSeq lists its product as uncharacterized. NCBI's taxonomy places the organism in Eukaryota, Fungi, Glomeromycota, Glomeromycetes, Glomerales, Glomeraceae. The record is from RefSeq and is a predicted model, not a curated record. Gene Ontology annotation, biological process: transmembrane transport. Gene Ontology annotation, molecular function: transmembrane transporter activity. Gene Ontology annotation, cellular component: membrane.